Exaiptasia diaphana is the source of this 1686-nucleotide messenger RNA. RefSeq lists its product as uncharacterized. The transcript has 3 exons. Lineage: Eukaryota; Metazoa; Cnidaria; Anthozoa; Actiniaria; Aiptasiidae. The record is from RefSeq and is a predicted model, not a curated record. Bases 112 to 1407 code for a protein of 431 amino acids.
CCUCCAAGUCAGCUAAUAUCUGACGUAACGAACAAGUUGGCAGGUUUUACAGGAACACUUGCAACGCGUGUUAAAACUAAGGUUACCGAACUUAAUUUGAAAUGGACAACUAUGGAAAACACUGACAGAGAAAGCAUCAUGGGAACUCUCGGUGUUGUAGCGGCAAACAUUGAGAAAUUUGGCGAUGCAGGAAACAAUCCAAUCGAGGCAGUCCAAGGGGCCAUAAACAUCAUAGGUGCAGUAGCUACCUUUUUUGGUCCAGCUGGUCAGUUAGCAAGUAUUGGUUUAAGCUUCGUUUCCAGUCUAUUGGGAUUAUUUGGUAAAGGCCGGAAGCCGAAGCCACUAGGCGAAGUUGUAAGAGAGCAAAUUGAUGACGCGUUGGCAAAAUACCGGGAUGAGAGCCUGACUGACAAAGCAAUUGGACUUAUCAAAGCGUUCAGAGCGUCCAAAUCUUACCUAGAUGGAGCCGCUGAAUCGGGAAAACUUCUCUCAAAAGAAGAAAUGAUCGUAGCUUCAUCCCGUGUGCCUAUGACGCAGGGUUCUGAGUUCAUUGGCGAGUUGACCACAGUCAUUGAAAAGAUGUUUAAGAACUCUAAACCCAGUGAGGCUCUGAAGUGCAUCAAAUAUUGCGAACUCUUUGCACAACUCGCUGGACUCAAGGACAUGAUUCUUACUCAGAUGAUAUCAUUGGCGGGUAACGAGAUGGAGAAUGAUGUCAAUGGUUUGAUGUCCUACCAGCGAGAUUUUCGCGAUGCUGCAAGAGUUUUACUCGAGCCACUCUUUACGACAAAUUUUGGACAAAAGGUUUUGCCGUACUUUGAUCCAGACAUCAGUGUCAUCACUGACUCGUACGCCACCUCGUUGUUGGACCUUGGAAAGUACGAUCGCUCAAGAGCUGGAAUGCACUGCAUAGUAACUCCGGUUAACUCCGGUGGUAAAAAGAAUCUAGUUUGGUCCACAGAUAGCGAUUUCUUACAGGUAAAUGGAAAGCCAUAUACUGAUCUUGCUGACGACAAUGACGAGAAUUGCUACUGGAAGCUUGUGCCUCACGGAAACCAUCUCUACAGUAUUGUCAACAAAAAGGGAUGCGAUGAAACACCACUUGGGGAGUGGUGUGGGUCGAUAUUGUCCUUUGAUGUCAUCGAUGACACAGGAAUUGUUGACAUUGAACCUACUGAUGGCGUCAUGUGGGAGAUUCAUGGAACUAAGUUUAACAGGAUUCGCAACAAGAGGGGCUGCAGUGGUAGUGUUCCUGAUUCAUACUGCAAUCAAGAGCUGAGAGUUGAAAUGCGUGAUAUAUAUGUUCCUGGUGGAGGCUUCUUAGGGGCGCCAAGGGAGGUUUCUCGCAGAGUUGGCAAAUUGCUUCCCAGUGACGGGUUUUACCACUGGAUGUUGAGGAGGGUGUAGCUCCACGAAUACUAUGCAAGUACAACAACGACAAGGACUUAAGUGAAAAUGAGAAAUUCAAUAUCAAGUUAAGCUCAAUAGAAACAGCUUUAAUAGAUUGUAAUCUUCAUAAAUGGUCGUUGAGUGUAGUUGGUAUUUAUCAUGCAAAUGGAAAAAUAUGUCAAAGCUUGUCAAGGCGGUUGCAAGGUAUUCUUGAUAUAAUAUAACAAAUAUAAAUACAGCCAUUUGCAAAAAUUAUGAGAAUUGUCUAAAUAUCUAAAUAUCAUAAUAUCCAUAUCC